UGGCACGGGUGCGAGGCGUCUGCGACGGUGGUUGACGGGGGCAACGCGAUUGUGUGCGCGGUGCCGGGCAACAUGCCGACGAACAUCACGGCGACGGGGCCGGACGGCAGCCAGGCCGUGCGGGUGACGGUGCGGGUGUGGCACGCGCAAUACGCGGGCGGCAGCGGGGACAGCGCGUGCCAGUCGCACGGCGGAGAGCCACCGGCGCUGUGGGACCAGCACGACUACGUGGUGGCGCACCACAGCUGCGGGUGCCCGCCCGGCGUCGGCUACGUCGAGUGCGAGGAGCCCGACAUGUGCCGCACGCACCGCUGCCUGGCGCACCCGCGGGCGGCGUGCGAGGUGAGCCACUGCGGCGUGUGCGCGGUGCGGUUCUACGCGGAGAAGCGCAGCUCGUACGAGGGCGUGGCGCCGCUGGACUGCCUGCCGCGCGACAAGUGCACGGGCGAGUGCCGCAAGGAGUUUGAGGCGUGCUCGCAGUACACCGGGUGCAGGGAGGCGCUGUACCGGCUGGUGGACGAGCGGGCGUCGUCCGGCACGUGCAACGGCACAUGCCACGAGCGGCUGGCGGUGCCGACGGAGCCCGGCCGCACGCUGUUUGACCGCGUGUGGUCCUGCUACCGCACGUGCGAGGAGCGGGAGACGGUGCACACGGUGUGCGCGCUGCCGCCGCGGGCCGGGCAGUGCAAGGGGCGCAUGACGCGGUGGUACUUUGACAGGAUCACGGGCAAGUGCCGGCAGUUUGCGUAUGGCGGGUGCGGCGGCAACGGCAACAACUUUGAGACGAGGGAGGCGUGCGAGCAGCGGUGCGAGCUCGGGGCGUGCUGCACGCGGCGCACGGUGCUGGACGACGUCGGGUACGACGCCAACGGGUACGACCAGUUUGGGUACGACCGGCGCGGGUAUGCGCGGGACGGGUUCUCGCGGCGGCCGUGGACAUACGCGGAGUUUGUGCGAAACACGUUUGACCUGUUUGGGCUGGACGAGCGCGGGUACGAUCCGCGCGGGCUGGACGGGUCUGGGUUCUCCGAGCCGCGGCAGUGCAUCUACCAGGGCCGGCGGUACAACUACGGCGAGACGUUCCGCUUCGCCUGCCAGUGGUGCGUGUGCGGGACAGACGGGGCGGUGACGUGCCAGUGCACGCCGCGGCGGCGCCGUGAGAUAAGGGACCUGACGCUUGACGAGGUGCAGACGUACAUUGACGCCAUCUGGCGCUUGUACAACAGUGGCAACAGGUGGAACGAGUUUGUCAACAUGCACCUGAGCGCAUCUGCUUCAGCACACGGCAACCCAAGUUUCCUCCCCUGGCACCGAGAAUACAUGAAUCAACUAGAACUUGCGCUGCGGGAGGUGACUGGCAACUGCGAUUUCACGCUGCCCUACUGGGACUGGACAAUCGACAGCAGCUCGCCCGAGACCUCGCCUGUGUGGAAUCUCGUGGGUGGCGACGGUACCGGUGAGAAUCAGUGCAUUGAAGAUGGCCCGUUUGCGACAUUCAGCCCGUGCAUCAGCCGAGACUGGGAUCGGUCUUGGCACAUACCUUCCUUUGCAGACGUGACCAACGUGCUGUCCAACGAUGAUUUCCGCACGAUGGCGACGCGACUCGAGGGCAUCCAUGGCAACACACACACUUGGAUUCGUGGCCUCAUGUCCACUUAUUCUGCACCCUAUGACCCUGUCUUCUAUUUACAUCACGCAUACGUCGACAAGCAGUGGUACGACUGGCAAGUCGUGCUCGGAAACGGCAAUAAGUACCCUGAAGAGCUGCUGCACAACACGAUGGAUCCGUUUCCCAAGACGCCGGCAGACGUGCUUGACAGCGAGGGCCAGCUGUGCGUGGUGUACGAGCCGCCUGGCCGCACGCCGCCCUGCAACGAGGCGCUCUUUGGCGGCACGUUUGAGACAAAGGGGUACUACGCACCCGGUGCCCGGCCGCAGUACGACCGCGACGGCUACGACAGGGAUGGAUAUGAUGAGAAUGGACUGGACAAGCUUGGGCGGAACCGGGAUGGGGUGCGUGUUGGCGGGGUCACUGCGACGGGGUUCAACACGGCCGGAGUGGACAGCCGCGGGUGCAGCAUCAUGCAUCCGAUGCCGCUGUACAUGCGCGACGUGUUCCAGGCGCAGCGGGAGCUGUACCGGCGCAUCCAGGCCAACGCAUAUGUGCAGCCCGCGCGCACGUGCAGCCCACUGCAGCCGCUGCCGGCGUGGUGGAAGGCGUCCAUGUGGAUGUCGCGCGGCGGGCUGUACGGGGCGAUCAUGGAUGCGUACGAGGCGUACCUCGAGGAGGCGCUGGUGAGGCAGCCGGACGAGUGGCAGCGGGACAGGACGCAGUCGCAGCCGUCGAUCCUGGAGGACCUGUGCUUUGCGGCGGACGACCUGACGCUGCGGCAGGACGACAGCUGGCGGCCGGGCGACGACUACCAGUGCCCGCCCGGCUUGCCGCGGCAGAACUGCGAGUGGAACCCCUGUGCGAAUGCGACGUGCCCCGGGUCGCCGGACGCUACGUGCUGGGUGAACCCCUGCGGACGGUGCCGGCCCGAGUUCUACCGGGAGGACGGGUCGCGUGCGCGCUGCUACUCGACGUGCCCGGUGGAGGAGGGCACGUGCACGUUUGACCCGUGCGCGUAUGCGACGUGCGAGGCCAACCCGGAGGCCGUGUGCGAGACGAGCCCCUGCGGCGGGUGCGAGGUGGAGUGGAGCGACCCUGAGACGGGCGAGCCGGUGACGUGCGAUGUUGAGCCGGACUCGUGCGCUGCGCAGGGCCAGACGUAUGUGUGCGGGGAGGACGGGCAGACGUACGACAACGUGUGCUAUGCGCGGGAGGCUGGGGUGAAGAUUGCGUACGGGGGGCUGUGCGUUGCGUGCGAGCGGCUGUGCCCGCCGGAGGGGAUGGCGGCCAAGGCGUGCGGCGAGGACUGGCAGACGUAUGCGUCUGUGUGCCACGCGCGGUGUGCCGGGGUGAAGGUUGCGUACACGGGGGCGUGCCGGCCGCUGCCUGUGACGUGUGAGCAGGUGAACUUCUUCAAGGCGUCUGACGCGGGGCGGCAGCAGCUGUGCAACGAGCACACGUCGUGCCUGACGACGGUGGCGCGGAGCGCGGACAACCGGUGUUUCUGGAACGAGGACACGCGGCGGUGCAGCUGCCAGCCGUCGGACGUGGUGUGCACGGCUGGUGCGCACGAGUGUGCGCGGUGCUGCAACGACGACCUGCGGCGGUGCCUUCGCUGGGGGCAGGACAGCGUGGACACGUGCUGGCGGGAGGCGUACGUUGCGUGCACGGUGCAGUGUGCGGAGGAGUACGAUGCAGCCAAGCUGCCGGUAGCCGCGGCCUCUGUUGGCAGUGUUGAUGAUGGCGAUGGCGGCGAUGGCGGCGAUGGAGGGAUUAACAUCUUCCUUGGAGGUGUGGACAUGGUGCACAGCGGUAACGACACGAACAGCACUGCGCCUGGCCCCACUGGCCCGCUGGACACGGUUGUGUUCCGUGUUGGGCUGCGCGGACGCCCGAGCACGACGAUGGACGCGGCGCAGUUUGCGGAGGCGACGAGCCUUGCUGUUGGGCGGGCGUCGUUUGUGCCGUCGGCGAUGCGUGUAGUUGGGGCGAGCGCGAUGGCUGCGGAGCGGCUGGGCAACGCCACGGCCGGGGUUGAGCUUGAGGUGAACGCGGAGAGCAGCGACGGGUACGCGGUGCAGGCUGCGCUUGAGGCCGCGGUGGUGGAGGGCCGGCUGGCAAAGGAGGUGGCCAUCUACACCGGCAGCGCCACCACAGACGACGUCAUGCUGAUUGGCGCCGUUCAAGUACACGCUGUGCCGCGCCCUCCAGAUGGCCCCUCAACCCCGUUUCCGACCACCACGGAUGGCGGUGGUGGCCAUCCCCGUCCAAGGAAGGGAGGCGUGCCACCUGGCGUUUUGACUGGUGGUGCCGUUGGCGGCAUUGUGUUUAUUGGUGUUGUUGUUGCCCUUGUUGUGUUGUUCAAGCACCGUGCUAACCGCAGCGCUUCCAACAAGGUUGGCGUCUCUCCCGUGAAAAUGUGAUGAGACGUUGUCGCAUACAUGAAACAGCCAUCUUGAUGAUGUUGCACAUUUCUCUUGUUCGUACCUGAUGCCUUGUCUCACAUGUUGUGUGAAGGUUAGAUGAUGUGCGUCCUUAUCGGUUUUUGAAUUGGCUUACGUGGUUGUCCAUCAUGUUUACUGUUGUGUGCUUCGAUGGACACUGUACGCACGGCGUGCAUCUCUCGUUGUCUCGUGCGCUUGCGUGCGUGCUUGUGUACUUGCGUGCCUACGCUCUGUUCAUAAACGCACAGCCACCCACUCACUCGUUCCAGG
Messenger RNA from Salpingoeca rosetta, 4326 nucleotides. RefSeq lists its product as uncharacterized. The coding region runs from base 73 to 4035 and encodes 1320 amino acids. The record is from RefSeq and is a predicted model, not a curated record. The transcript has 2 exons. Gene Ontology annotation, molecular function: serine-type endopeptidase inhibitor activity; protein binding; oxidoreductase activity. Lineage: Eukaryota; Choanoflagellata; Craspedida; Salpingoecidae.